AUGCAAGUACCUGCAGGUGGCAAGGGAGGCAAGAUGGAUCAGGCCCCGCUUCGGCCGCCAUGGGUGGUGGUUCUCAAUUAUGAAUAUGAACUUCGGAAGGAAGCCAUAAAGAGGGCAUAUCGAGACUCGCGGCCGCUCCGCGAGACCCUGCGGGAAGUCACUGAAGAUGCUCAGAUCAAAGAACAAUAUUUUACAUCGCCUAUCGCCCUACAGAACCGAGGCAAGCGUGCUAGCGACUCAUGGGAACCUUGGGAUGAUGGCAACUACAACAAGUGGAAUCGGAACUCAUGGAAGGGUGGCUGGCAGCACAAAGGCGACAAUGACAAAGGACUCCUGAUGGUCGUUUCAUUUGCUUUGCCUACUCUGGACCUGGGUGUGAUGGCAACUGUGGGAUGGUUCAUUGCUGUCAGGUUGAUCACCUAUGCGAGGACGGCAAACUUGGCAGCUGGACAGAUCCCGUCAGUGUUGGAGGACACAUCGUGCGGGGCCACUUGGGCUGUGCAUCUGUGCGCAUAUGGAGCUGAUGUAGGGCGUCAGGGUUCGGACUGGGCCACCAGUUCAGCCCUGCCUUCGGCUUUCGCCGAGGAGCUAGCGAACAUGCGGCGCAUCCUGCUGACUUGGUCUGCAGGCAUUUCAGAGAAACGAGCAACUUGGAUCAUUGAAUGGAUCAACCAGGCUGAGCAAGCACAGUGGAUGGUGACAGGGCGUCAGCUCACCGAAUUCAUUGGGCGGUUGAAUUUCGUGACCCGUCUGCUUGCGUGGUUGAAACCUUUCUUGGCACCGCUCUUUGCUUGGAGUGCUGCGCUCAACCGGAGCACAGCUGCUACUGCACCAGAGAUGGUAAUCCAGUUCAUGAAUGGCGCCCGCCUGGACACAGUACACAUGAGCUGGCCUUCUUGUGACCGGCAGGCUUUCAGGACAGAUGCCAAGUGCGAGACCGGCCGGGUCGUGCUGGGUGGAUGGUCGCUGGAACAUGGGCUAAACACUCAGCAAGCUUCGUGGUUCGCGCUAGAAAUUUCACCAACUGAGCUGCCGGCCCUGUUUAAAGAAGGGCACUCUUCUGAAUGGGCUUCAACUACUGCUGAGCUUCUCGCGUCUUACGCGGGCCUUGUGGCGUUCGGACACCUUGUGCCAGCAGGGGGAAGGGACUCACUUCGCUUGCAGGUUCACGCCGGGACAGACAACUCUGCCACUCCUGCGGUUUUGUCAAAGGGGAUCAGCAACAAGUGGCCGGUGCAAGGGUUGCACAUGCAGAUGGCGGUCUCUCUAAGGAAGGCCAACAAGGUGUGCCGGCUGACCUGGCGACCGCGCGAAGAAAAUCAGGAUGCAGAUGAUCUUACGAACCUUCGUUUUGAAAAUUUUGAUCAUAGCCUUAGGGUUCCCCUUAAGUUGUCUGACAUUCCGCUUGAGUUGUUUCAUAUGCUGCACCAGUCACAUGCCGAUUUCGUUGCAGAGAAGGAUCGCUUACUCAGCUUGAAGCGGGUUGAACCGAAAACCUCAAAGAGGCAGAAGCUGUUGGACAAGACGAGCUGGUGA
Symbiodinium necroappetens is the source of this 1536-nucleotide messenger RNA. NCBI's taxonomy places the organism in Eukaryota, Dinophyceae, Suessiales, Symbiodiniaceae. The record is from the annotation of a GenBank genome assembly.